Amaranthus tricolor (Joseph's coat) is the source of this 378-nucleotide messenger RNA. RefSeq lists its product as uncharacterized. The record is from RefSeq and is a predicted model, not a curated record. The transcript is spliced from 3 exons. Lineage: Eukaryota; Viridiplantae; Streptophyta; Magnoliopsida; Caryophyllales; Amaranthaceae. Bases 1 to 378 code for a protein of 125 amino acids.
AUGUUGAUUGCCUUGGGUUUUCCUCUCUGCUUUGUGAAAAUCAUUGCUGCUUGUCUAACCUCUACUACUUUUGCUCUGAUUAUUAAUGGGAAGCCUCUGAAAUGGAGACCGCUUGAACUCACUCAUUUGAGCUAUGCCGAUUACCUCAUGUUAUUUGCAAAAGUCUUCAUGCUAAUUCUUCAAAAUCAGACAAUUUACUUGGCUGGCAUUGGUUCGAUCCAACGGGAUGAUAUUCUCAGCAAGAUUAAUUUGCCCCUUGGCAAGCUCCCCUUUAGCUACUUGGGUGUGCCCUUGAACUUUAAGAGUAUCUCAGCUCAUGAUUUUCAAAAGCUUGUUGACAAAAUGACUUAUAAGAUUCGAGGUUGGCCUUUUGUGUAG